Molecule: messenger RNA, 1264 nt
Organism: Drosophila serrata
Lineage: Eukaryota; Metazoa; Arthropoda; Insecta; Diptera; Drosophilidae
Gene: ImpL2
Product: Ecdysone-inducible gene L2
Biological process (GO): homophilic cell-cell adhesion; synapse organization
Cellular component (GO): axon; plasma membrane; neuronal cell body
Molecular function (GO): axon guidance receptor activity
Source: RefSeq, a predicted model, not a curated record
CUGAAAUUGCUACGCAGCACGAUCCCAUCAGUUUCCCAGCCUCCGCAAAUCCCAACGUUACCAGGACGUCCUCCACUGACCAGCAGCCGGCUCCUCCUUCAAUCACAGACCUACAGCUCUCGCAGGCCACCAGAAGAAGCAGCAGCAGGAGCAGCACCAGCAGUUGUAAUUGUUGCCAAGAUUCCGCCAAAAACACUGUGCUGCCCGGCUACCAAGACGGCAUCCAGCGCCGGACCUAUGUCAGUGCUAAGCCAUCUCCUCCAGAACUUCAACCAGAAAGCCCAGACCAGGAGCCACCACAACAUAGAGCUGAUAAAUUCGUUCAUAACAUAACGACAAGCCAUUCGCCGCCGAUAGCAAGCGAUCCAAAGUUAUCCAAAGUUAGGGAGAAAUUUGCAAACAUUUUUUACCGGAAGAGCAGAAAAAAGAAAUUAAAUCAAGAGAAAAUGAAUUUACAUGUGUGCGCCUUAGCGCUGCUGCUGUUCGGCAGCAUCGCCAGAGUCCACGGCAGGGCCGUGGACAUUGUGGACGACAGCAACGAUGUGGACAACUCCAUUGAGACGGAAGCGGAGCCGGUGCAGGAGGAGAAGCCCCGCAAUCGAGCUUUUGAUGCCGAUUGGCUCAAGUUCACCAAGACGCCGCCCACGAAGAUGCUGCAGGCGGAGGGAGCCACCGUUGAGAUUGUGUGCGAAAUGAUGGGCUCCCAGGUGCCCAGCAUUCAGUGGGUUGUGGGUCAUCUGCCACGCUCAGAGCUCGAAGACCUGGAAUCCAAUCAGUUGUCCGAGGAUGCUCCCAGUGCCAUCGUUCGUGUGCGUUCCGUGCACAUCAUUGAUCAUCCGCUGAGCGAAGCCCGCACCUACACCUGUGUGGGUCGCUCCGGCUCCAAGACCAUCUUUGCCAGCACUGUGGUGCAUCCACCCCGCUCCUCGAGGCAUGUGGCCGAGAAGACAUAUCCGGGUGCCCAGAAGCCGCGCAUCACCUACACGGAGAAGACGCAUCUGGAUCUGAUGGGCUCCAAUAUCCUGCUGCCCUGCCAGGCGCAUGCUGUCCCAAGGGCCGAGGUCACUUGGUUCAACAAUGAGAACAAGGAGAUUGUGGGAGGACAUCGGUUCAAGGUCCUGCCCACGGGACAGCUGAUGAUCGCUGACAUCAAGUGGGAGGAUAUGGGCAACUACAAGUGCGUGGCCCGCAAUGCCGUUGGCUUUGAUACCGCCGAUACCUUCGUGUAUCCCGUACUUAAGGAGCAAGACUAAAGAUCCCACCA